This is a messenger RNA of Lytechinus pictus (painted urchin), 4455 nucleotides long. RefSeq names its product pyridoxal phosphate homeostasis protein-like. Lineage: Eukaryota; Metazoa; Echinodermata; Echinoidea; Temnopleuroida; Toxopneustidae. The record is from RefSeq and is a predicted model, not a curated record. Gene Ontology annotation, cellular component: intracellular anatomical structure. The coding region runs from base 160 to 963 and encodes 267 amino acids. Gene Ontology annotation, molecular function: pyridoxal phosphate binding. The transcript has 7 exons.
GAAAUUUGAUUUUCGAAGCAAGGACGCCGUAAUGAAUGAAUUGUGUAAUCCAGAAUUCUCGUUAAGAAUUCUUUGGUGGUAGUUCGAGAGAAAUCCUCGACGAAAAGUGCACUUUGAAAUUUAUAUUUUAACAUUUAUAUUUUUUAGAUAAAUUGUGGAAUGCAAAGGAUCAUAAUGACUGCUGAAAAUAGUGUGGCCAAGGCACUGCGAUCUGUAGGUGAACGGAUUCAAGCAGCCUCUAUGCAAAGAACCUCGACAAUACCCAGUGUGGAACCAAGACUAGUCGCAGUGAGUAAAACCAAACCAGUAUCUAUGAUCCUUGAGGCUUAUCAGACGGGACAGCGCAACUUUGGUGAAAACUAUGUACAAGAGCUUGUUGACAAAUCUCAUGAUGCCACAAUCAGAGAACAGUGUACAGAUAUCAGGUGGCAUUAUAUUGGUCAUCUCCAGAGUAAUAAGGUCAAGAAACUUCUCAGUUCUCCUAAUCUGUACAUGGUGGAGACUGUUGAUUCCAGGAAGUUAGCAUCAGAGCUUGAGAAACAUUGGAGCAAAGAGACAGACAGAGGAACUCUCAGGGUCUUUGUGCAAGUCAACACAAGCGGAGAAGCAAAUAAGAGUGGUGUGUCCCCUGAGGAUUGUAGUGGAGUAGUAAGACAUCUCUUUGAUAACUGUUCUAGCUUAGAGUUUGCUGGUCUCAUGACAAUUGGAUCAUUUGAUCACAGCCUUGACAAUGGUCCUAAUCCUGAUUUUCAGUGUCUGAUCAGAUGUAGAGAAGAGGUAUGCAAGGAAUGCAGUCUGGACAUUGACAAGGUAGAGCUUAGUAUGGGGAUGUCACAUGACUUUGAACAUGCAAUAUCUGUAGGUAGUACAAACGUCAGGGUCGGAAGUACUAUAUUUGGAGCUAGAGAGAAAGCCAAAAGUAAAAGUGAACCACCUGUGAAGAACAAGGAUGAACCAGCUUAAAGCUGUUUGAAUCAGUGAACUGAAUUUAAUAGUACUCCACCAUGAAUAUAUCACUUUGACCGAUAUAACUUGGUCUUCUAUGAAGUCUGUGUUAGUUGAUUUAUUAUAUUCGCAAUAUAAUUAUAACAAUGAAUAAAAAUCAUGGCAUUAGGAUGAUAUGAAACAUGUACUGCUUGUUCAAGGAUUACUGACAUUAAAGGGAAUACUCACAAAGGUUGAGGUACAUUGUCUUUGGAAAAUUCUUGAAUUAUGUAAACUUAUUAAAAUGUAUUCAUUGUAAGGUUUCCGGGCAGUAUUUCUAACCUAAAAUGAAGAUGGUUGAUGAAUUUCACAGAGGUUUGAACACUCAAUAACCAGCAAAUAUCACUUAAAAGUGAACAUGUCUCAGGCAACAAUCUCAGGUGGUCUUGGGCUUAGGCAGUACAAGAUUUUCAUUUUGUAUACCGGUAUUCGGACAGCUAUCUUGAAAUUAUCAAAGACAUCUUGUAGCAUAUGUUGUGGAGAUAAAUUACACAUUAUAUUUGUCUGCCUGUCAACUUAAGUGUGCUUGAAUCCAUGGGUCUUGGUGAAAUAAAAAGAUAAAUUUUAAUCCAAAUUUGUUAUGACUUUGUUCCCCAUAUUUUUUAUUUCAACUGUAGAUGUAAGAAGAUUCUAUAAAUUGGGGGAAAAAACUUACAUUAGAUUCAUGUUGACCAUGUACUUGCCAGCAUAUUCGUAGAGAAUAGAUAUACAAGUGCUCAUGUACAUUCAGGCAAAUCCGCAAAAUAAUCAACCUUUUGUAGGUCCAAUUCCCAUUUUCUUCUAACUUCCCAGAUUCUUCUUACUUGUAACCUUACUUCAUGAACUACUCAAGCUAUGAUAAUUUUAGAGUAUUAUUGAAAUAUCUCAUAAGAACUGAGAAAACAGAGACAAAUUAUUUCAGGAGGGUCUAACAUAUACAGGGUUGCAUGUCAUUGCCCUUUCACAAUUUGUAGAUUUGAUUUGGUCAGCAUGGUAUAAGUGUUUCCACUCUCAAUUAGGUAACUGCAUUGCCGUUACCUUAAUUUUUGUUUUUUCAUUAAUUUGUUAUUUCAUUGUGUGAAGUAAUCAAGAUAUUUAAAUUUGAAAGUACUUAACCUACUCGCAGUCGUAUCAUCUUUCAGAUACUAUUUUUUUAAUGGGGGAUACUUUUUUUUUAGAUCUUCAAACUGUUGAUGAAUAUAUAUAUAAUUAGGGUUGUUAUGUUGCAUGACGAGUCUAUCUUUUUUUCUUCUUAACCCCCACCCCCUUUCAGAUCUCAGCCACAAAAUGUCUGAUCAACAUUAAAUAUUCCUCAGAUGUUAAGACACCUGUUAAGGUUGCUGCUAUGUAGUUUUUUUUUUCUUUUUUUUUGCUUAUGAAAUCGUUUUUGUAUAAUUUCAUCAGUUGAUUAUUGAAAUAAGAUGCAUGUAUUUAUAUUUUGUUAUUAUUCCCCCCAAAACUUGGUGUUUUGCCAAAUAUUUUGCAAAAUUUGGUGAAAAGCACUGUACAAAACAAACAAACAUAUUAAUUCUUUUGUUACUUAUUGUUGUGUUAAUUCCAUAUGUAUUCACUUGUUUUUAUGAUUGAUUGUGUUCCAGAAUCUAAUUUUGAUCCAUUUGAAAUUAGGUAGUAUGGUUCAAAUGGCUUAGAAUGUGAAAUUAAUAGUGUUAUGUGCAAUUUAUGAAAAUAAGUAUUUCCAAUUCAUUCGUACAGAAGUUCCUGAAAAGUGCCUUUUUUAGCUUACAAGCAACUACUGAAUCACUAGUGACCCUGUAAUCUGGGAAACGAGAGAUACAAACGUUUUUAUAAAUUAUGUGGGUAGGUCCCAACUUGUUGAGAACAAUAUAUAGCAUUUAUGAGGUGCUGUUUCCUAUUCAAUGGCGCACUAUAUAUUUCCUCACCUUUAUGCUCCAGCUGCUAAAGAUGCUUGGUGCACUCAAGGAAUUAAUCCUACUGGGUACCCAUUCACCUUACAUGGGUGAGUGCAGCAGAGAGGGUAAAUUUCUCGCUAAAGGAAAACAUGCCAUGGCUGGGAUUCAACCCCAUGUCCCUGUGAGAGUCUUCCCACUAGACCAUGCACCCACCGAUACACUGUAAUUCCAAUGGAAUGCACUGUAGUCCAGAGAGAGUUCAACAUUUGAUCCCAAGUGGAGUUAGUAAGAACAUUAUUCAUGGCAAAAGAAAUCUUAUAAUCACUCAUUUAGGCCAGUCUGUAUGCUUAUGAGCAAAUUGGCAAGAUUUAUCCAGAUCAUCCUCCCCACAAAAUCUCAUGAAUUGCGACUUUCUUUUGCAAGAAAUUUAACCUCUAGCAAAAUGCAAUCUUAUGGUACCAUUGGAAAGAGUAAAUUUUACACCUUUAGGCCUGAAAAGAUGCUUCGUAAUGAUUUUCUUUCUCUGUUGUUUCUUUAUGAUUGUGCAAAAAAAAAGAAGAGAAAAUUAAAAGUCAUAAUAAUGUUUACAUCAUCACAGAAAGUCUACUUACAAUACCAUACUUGAUAUGCAUUUACUUUUAAUCAGGUGAAGAUCAGUCGUUCACUGCCAAGGUACAGAACAAGAUUUCUUGAAUUGUUUGAAGAGCAACCUAUCAUCUGUUAUAUAGAAUACUAGUAUUUCAUAAAUUAUCAAACAAAAAUGGCUUAAAUUGUGUCAUAACACUUCUUUAUAAUUUUUUCAAAUCGCAUUCUCAAACAUCCUAUAUGGAAAUGAUUAUACAUGCAACCUCAAGUAUGAGAAAAAUAGGCUUGCCUUAGGUAUUGGGCAUGACUCAUUUAUUACUUUUCCAUGCAUACAGAUGGAAUGGACGUUUUAGCACUGGACAUAUGGUUGUGUUUAUGCAGCUUUUGUAUAUAUUAAGCAAAUGUAUAUAUGGGUGCAGCUGUAUAGGUGCAGUUGCCUUGGGACAGUUUUGUGUGUGAAAUCAUUUGAUAUAGCAUAAUUGUGUUUUUAGCCCUUACUUUUUUUAGGAUUUGUCUUACAAAAUUUGUUAAAGAGGCCUCAGCACCCUCUCUUCCAGUACACUUGGAGCUAAGCCCGACACACACUACAUGAUCUGUUGCAAUCUUAUUUUUUAAGAAAUCAUGAAAUAUGAACAUUCUAACCAGACACUUAAUGAUCAAAGUUUCAAAUUUUGUAAUGAAUACUAAAAUCAGAAUUACAGUCUACUUCGAGCUUCCCUGCAGGAAUAAAAUUGAAGCUGGGAAGAAGCAAAACAGAAUUGUGAUUUAAUAUUUCUAACAUUAUGCUGGACUUCAAGUAAACUUAAUUUACUUCUUGGAACCUUCAUAUUUAAUGCAAAAUACAAUUUUUAAAAUUUGGUCGUACUUGGAUCGUGCAGUGUGCGACAGGCUUUAGAGAGACUAACAGCCUGGUCUUUCUUGAUGCACAAGAAUGUUAAUUAGUUCCAUAGACAUUUCACUAGUCUAUAUUAACGUGUGCAUAUUUAUGGAUGGAUUGUCUCAUAAUAAAUUACCAAUAUUUUCUUAUUAAAUGUAA